CCUGUCAUGUUUCCAACAUUUUCAUUUUGGUUAUCUCUUCUCUUUGCUUUCAACUUAGUCCAAAGCACAAUUACCUCUACAUUAGGAAACAUAACAGAUAACUCGGCAUUGCUCAAGUUCAAAGAAUCAAUAUCUAAUGACCCAUUUGAAAUCUUGAACUCUUGGAACACUUCAACUCACUACUGUAAUUGGGACGGAGUUACAUGUAGUCCCAAGCAUCAAAGAGUUAUAGAGUUAAACUUAGAAGGGUAUAAGUUGCGUGGAUCCAUAUCUCCCCAUGUUGGCAACCUCUCUUUUUUGAUAACUCUCAACCUUGCAAACAAUAGUUUCUUUGGAAAAAUCCCACAAGAACUUGGUCGGUUGUUCCGAUUACAGGAACUCUUAAUUACCAAUAGCCCCAUGACUGGGGAGAUUCCGAAUAACUUGACAAGCUGCACUGAUCUUGAAUUCUUGUUCUUAUCUGGAAAUCAUUUGACUGGUAAUAUACCAAAUGGAAUCAGUUCUCUUCAUAAGCUUGAGAUUUUGGACAUUUCAAAUAACAAGUUAAACGGAAGAAUUCCACCUUUCAUAGGAAAUUUUUCAUCCCUAGAAACUCUUGCAAUGGAUAUGAAUAACUUAGAGGGAGAUAUUCCACCGGAAAUUUGUGGCCUCAAAAACUUGACAAUAUUGGGAAUGCUUGACAAUAGACUAUAUGGUACGUUUCCUUCUUGUCUUUAUAAUAUGUCAUCUCUUACUAAGAUCACGGCUGGAUUAAAUGAAUUUCAUGGAUCUCUUCCACCCAAUAUGUUCAACACCCUCUCCAAUCUUCAAUAUUUAGCAAUUGGAGGAAAUCAACUAUCAGGUAAAAUCCCUACUUCCCUUGCAAAUGCUUCUGCUAUACAAAUACUAGACUUAUCUCGACAAAACAAAUUGGUCGGACAAGUUCCAAGUCUAGGAAAGUUAUAUGAUCUUCAAGUGCUAAGUCUAGAAGUAAACAGUUUAGGUGACAAUUCAACUGAAGAUUUGAAGUUUCUAAAAACUUUGACAAACUCUAGUAAACUAAGAGUGCUUUCUAUAUCUACUAAUAAAUUUGGAGGUAACUUGCCAAAUUUAGUAGGAAAUUUAUCCACUCGACUUAGUCAACUAUAUCUUGGGGGUAACCAGAUAUCAGGAAAAAUUCCAGCAGAAUUAGGAAAUCUAAAUGGCUUAAUUCUCUUGAGUAUGGACCUUAACCAUUUUGAGGGAGUUAUUCCUACUACAUUUGGGAAGCUUGAGAGAAUGCAAAAAUUAGUAUUGGACGGAAAUAAGCUGUCGGGAGAGUUACCACCCAUCAUAGGCAACCUCAGUCAAUUAUAUUUCUUGAGUUUAAGAGAUAAUAUGUUAGAAGGAAACAUUCCUUCAAGCAUAAGUAAUUGCCAAAAUCUACAAUACCUAGACCUUUCACAAAACACUCUUAGAGGAACCAUACCCUUAGAGGUCUUUAGUCUUUCCUCUUUAACAAACUUGCUCAACUUGUCAAAAAACUCGUUGAAUGGUAGCUUACCGAGUGAAGUGGGUAGGCUAAAAAGUAUCAACAAGUUGGAUGUCUCAGAGAAUCAUCUAUCUGGUGACAUUCCUGUAGCCAUUGGUGAAUGCAUAAGCUUAGAAUACCUCUUUUUUCAAGGGAACUCCUUCAAUGGAACCAUACCAUCCUCUUUGGCUUCACUAAAAGGUCUUCAAUACUUAGACUUGUCAAGAAAUCAGUUGUCUGGACCGAUUCCUAAUGUCCUACGGAAUAUAUCAGGUUUAGUAUACUUGAAUGUUUCGUUUAACAUGUUGGAAGGUGAGGUACCAACAGAAGGAGUCUUUGGAAAUGUAAGUGAGUUAGAUACGACUGGAAACAAUAAGCUUUGUGGAGGUAUUUCAGAGUUUCAUCUACAACCAUGCCAUGUCAAAGGUAAGAAAUCUGCAAAACAUCACAAAACCAUGCUGAUAGCAGUGAUAGUUAGUGUGGUAUCUAUUCUUCUCGCGAUGACAGCAACUAUCAUAACUAUUUAUUUGAUGAGGACUCAGAACAAGAAACAAUACUCUGACUCACCAACAAUUGACACGCUAGCCAAGGUUUCAUACAAAGAGCUUCACCAAGGAACUGAUGGUUUUUCUGCUAGAAACUUGGUUGGAUCAGGAAAUUUUGGAUCUGUGUACAAAGGAAAUAUUUUAUCACAAGAUAAAUAUGUUGCCAUAAAGGUCCUAAAUCUUCAAAAGAAGGGAGCUCAAAAAAGUUUCAUUACUGAAUGUAAUGCACUUAAAAAUAUGAGACAUCGAAAUCUGGUUAAAGUUUUGACAUGUUGUUCAAGUACAGAUUACAAAGGUCAAGAGUUUAAGGCUUUGGUGUUUGAAUACAUGAGCAAUGGAAGCUUAGAACAAUGGCUACAUCCCGGGAUAACGAAUACAGAAAAUCAAAGAAUGUUGAACCUUGAUCAAAGAUUGAAUAUCAUUGUCGGCAUUGCUUCUGUAUUACAUUAUCUUCAUUAUGAAUGUGAGAAAUCAGUCAUUCAUUGUGAUGUAAAGCCAAGCAAUGUCCUUCUUGACGAUGACAUGGUUGCUCGCGUGAGUGAUUUUGGCAUAGCAAGACUUGUUUUAGCCGUUGACGGUACCUCUCACAAAGAAACUAGUACAAUUGGAAUUAAAGGGACGGUUGGUUAUGCUCCUCCAGAGUAUGGAAUGGGUUCCGAAAUAUCCACUUGUGGUGACAUGUAUAGCUUCGGGGUGCUUGUGUUGGAAAUGCUUACCGGAAGAAGACCAACAGACGAGACGUUUGAAGAUGGUCAAAAUCUUCAUAUGUUUGUUAAAAACUCACUUCCUAGUAAUCUAAUACAAAUUUUGGACUCACAUCUUGCGCCGAGAAAUGUAGAAGCAAAUAUAGAAGAAGAUGGAAACAGUGGGAAUUUGACUCCAACUGUAGAGAAAUGCUUGGUUUCACUUUUUCAGAUUGGACUUGCUUGUUCACUGGAAUCACCAAAAGAAAGGAUGAAUAUAGUGGAUGUCACCAGAGAGUUAAGCAUUAUCAAAAAGGACUUCUUUAGGAAAUAG
Molecule: messenger RNA, 3051 nt
Organism: Vicia villosa (hairy vetch)
Lineage: Eukaryota; Viridiplantae; Streptophyta; Magnoliopsida; Fabales; Fabaceae
Product: probable LRR receptor-like serine/threonine-protein kinase At3g47570
Exons: 2
Coding region: 7-3051 (1014 amino acids)
Biological process (GO): protein phosphorylation
Molecular function (GO): ATP binding; protein binding; protein kinase activity
Source: RefSeq, a predicted model, not a curated record